AGUGCAUGUCGCUGCGUGUAGAUCUAUGUCUGAAGACAAAACAGCUCAGGCUAAGCGAUUAAAACUGUAAUCCAGAAUCAAACUAUGACGACUGCAUCGGACAAGACGCCUCUUGUACCCCCUGCGUUGAAGCGACUUGGUCAUGACAGCACUAUAUUAUGGCAAGAUUUGGAUGCCUUGACCGAGCUCACCUACUGUGAGGAUCCACAGGAGCAUGCCAGCUCUCAUGCAUUUCAGCUCCCCAGCUCUCCACCACGCGCUGCUCGCUCAACUAUCAGCGGGGUGGUGACUCAGUUCAACCAGCUACGAUACCGGAAGUCAACUAUAGACCGAAUAUCGUCUGCCAUUGGGGGUAUUUUCAGACGCAUCUGCGGCCAUGGUGGGCGAGGCCUUCCACUGCUCGAAGAAGUCGAAGAACCACAUGGUCCUGAAGGAAAAGAAAACAUUCAGAAAACUGUUCCAACUGUAGUUGGUGGUUUGUUUUCAGACAUCAGUGAAUUGAGCGACGGCUUUAGCAACGUUUCCGUUGAGAGUUUUACCGGGUUUGAUUUCAUGGACAGAAGAGCGCAAAGGAAAGCGACUACAGAGGGCGUGUGUGGUCAAGAACAAGGGUGUCCAAUGGAAGUUAAAGGCAGCGCUGCCAACGAGAAGCUGCGUUGGAACACGAAGAGACAGAGGUGGACAUCUUCACCCAAAAAGUACAGCGAGCUUGAUGAGGGCUCUGGUAAAUAUACCCCUGACCAUGAGGACACCGCCAAUGGUACGAAACCAAAAGUUAUCGAAACAUCGCUUAAGAAGUCUGGAAGCUUUGGAGAGACAGGUGAUAGUCUGAAUGAAGCCAAAAUAGGUCAGCUAUGUCCAUCCCACCAAGCAUCUAAAUAUGAUGAUGGAGGUAGGAUUUAUAGUUUAUUCAAGGGCAUAAGAAACCUAUAUAAAUUGAGACGUCGAAAGAAAAAGUCUGCAGGAAAGAGAAUGCAUCCCGAUUUCGAUGAAGCAGAGAGCCCACGUAAUAGCUCUUUCUCCCUGGACAAUGAAUGGGAUCCUUGGGGCGGUGCAGAGAUGGAGACCGCUAUUGACCUAGAAUGGAGCCUGAGUGGUCUACGCAGGCGCAGUUCUUCCUACGACGUGCUCAGCGUAAGAGAAUCUUCCACAAAUCAGAACAGUUUUACCGACACUCUGAGACACAUAGAUUGCUUGAACGCCAAUGUCGGCCCAGCUCUGUCAUCUCGGCUCUGUUUCUCAGCUAUGGCAGCUGUCGGUCGAGACAAGCCGAGCGCGCCACUUGAUGACACUUCAGUGCUGUCUCACAGCAAAUCAGAAAACUUCCUCGAGGGGAGCCAGGGUCUUGCAAGACACGCAGGUAAUCAGAGUGGCGGAUUGGUCCACUCUGGACAUUUGUCAGAGUCGAAAGAAGAUCUGGUGGGCUUCAACGAAGAUGCAAUGAGGGAUAACGCUUCCUUCACGCUCUGCGCGUGCUGCUCGGAGCCGACUCCGUGCCACUUGCAAAGCGCCCCAUGGCAGUGUCGGCAUGAAUGGGACCAGCCGGUGCUCACUUAGUCUCUUUGUCCUGACUUGACUCUAACGUAAACAGACGAGCAAAUUUACAGCCAAACUUCAUUGUACCCCCCCCCUUCCAACCGCUCCCCGUUGUACAAGGAACGUCUAUAUCAACAUAGCAUCCAAGCCUUUACACACAGCCAUCCGCCAUCCGCCAAGUGACUGAAUUGUACCGUCCCUAACAAAUGUAGAUUUGCCCCUAUAAUACAGCCAGUGAACUGGCCACUCGAGGUACACAGUACACACAAUACACGCGGCGUAGAGCGCCCACUGGGUGGCUGCUUGAUCAUUUCUUUCCCACACACGUCUCUGCAAGUUCGGCCUAUUUCCGGCGUUUGUUGUCGAUUUGCUCCCGAUUUGCGCUGAUUAUGAAAAUGUUAUUAGUUGUAGACUUUUACCAAUAUUUAGAUAAUCACUGGAAUGAAAUUUCAAAGUUGUCAAGAGAACCAACUGCUCCACAUCAGCCUGCCGGUAAAAUCUAUGGCGUCCCCAUUUAUCAGUCCAUGAGGCUUUUAUAUUAUUGUGAGGGCUCGCGCUCAAGUCUACAAGACCGGUUUAAGUAAGGCUACUCGAGGACUGACGUAUCGGUUACAUAAAAAAAACAGCACGUUUACGAUGUCCUUGACACCCAGCUUCUGACCCUAGCUUCUUUUAAUUUGAAUUUACCCCGAGGCUUUACAUAAUUGGUUGCUUGUUUAUUUUUCCAUAGACAUAGCAAUCGCCCAAGACAGGUGUAAAUGAGGCAAGACUGACGCAGUUUGGCUCUAGUCUCUUGCCUUUUCCAGUCUACCACUAGUCAAGAUGACCAUCGUUGCCAUCCCGUUUUUCCAUCAGCCCCGCUGUUCCGCUAACUUCACGCUUGUCCCAAGGUAGUCAGUAGAUCUACAUCGUGUAAGGAAGUUUGACUGUAGCACAGAUUUAUUCCUUUUUGGCAAGAGUUGGGAAAACCAUUUUACGCUUCGUUCUCCCUGAGAAUUGAAAAAGGCCCUUUGUUCCUAUAAAGCGUAUAAUAUGAAGAUGAUGGAAAUACUGAAAUUGCUUGAAUAAAAGUUGUUGCUUUGAAUUCACUUCCUCAAGUCGUACCUUAUAAAGGCACUUCUAUUAACGUUCCUAAAAUGCACAAGACGUAUGUCAAGAUACAAGGUAUAAUUUUAAGUGUCUUUCCUCAACUUUGUAAAGGUUGCACUUGUCAGGGUAAAACGUGUUCAUUCAUACGAAAAGUGUAUAAAAAAAUUAAAAACAGUAAAUAUUUACGAGAGGAAUAAUUGAUCUUAGUGUGCACCCCAUUCCUUCCUCACCCUCUCCAAACCUACAUUUCUCUCUUUC
Aplysia californica (California sea hare) is the source of this 2883-nucleotide messenger RNA. RefSeq lists its product as uncharacterized. The record is from RefSeq and is a predicted model, not a curated record. The coding region runs from base 85 to 1557 and encodes 490 amino acids. The transcript is spliced from 3 exons. Lineage: Eukaryota; Metazoa; Mollusca; Gastropoda; Aplysiida; Aplysiidae.